Messenger RNA from Seminavis robusta, 948 nucleotides. The record is from the annotation of a GenBank genome assembly. Lineage: Eukaryota; Bacillariophyta; Bacillariophyceae; Naviculales; Naviculaceae.
AUGAGAACACCAAUGAGCCUUCUUCUUGUCUUCUUCCUCCUCGGGUUGUCCUCGGCGGAGUCGCAAGCAAACCUUCGAGGUGUUUACCGGAACGGAGAUUCCAGCGGUGUGGAGUUGUCCGACGAGAACCCGACCGCCACUGAACACCAAUCCUCGAGAGAGUUGCAGGGGGUCGCUAUACUCAACUCCAUCAUUUCGUUGGUGACUCCGGCCGUGUCAGAAAAGAUUUCCUAUGUGAUCUCCGGAUAUUACAACGACUAUGAUCUUUUGUGGUUGGAGGAAGAAGAAUACUCGAUCAAUCACAGGUUAGGAAGCGCGAUUGCAAAGGAGACUGGCGACAAUGCUGUAUGUGGUGGCUCCGACUUUGACGUAGCAGUGGAUUUGUCCGUGACAAACUUCGUCGGUGCUGGCGAUUUGUCGGUUGACGCCAUUGCUUUUGUGGAUGGCUCACAAAAUGUUCAGCUGAACCGCCAAGCUUUUAAAAAUGGCGCGACCUGGUCAGGUGCUUGGAUUGUAGAUGUUUCGUUCCCCGAGUUGGUGGGAAACACAACCACAACAUUCAAUGCUGCUUGCAAUGUCGAUGGUCAGGUAUACAAUGAAGAACAGACUGUCAAUGGAACCGUAACCUUCACAGAAGUCAAAACGCAAUCCCUUGUUACGAUCACGGGAGACACAGAACGGGUGAUCUUGUUUCUAUCCUCAAGUGAGCUUAGCAACGCCCAGAUUCAAAACUUUACAUUCGCUUACGACGCAUUGGAUACGACAAACAUCUUGGGAGACACUCCCGUAGACGAUCUCAACUUUGAUGCCGACGAAGUGAUCACAAACCUUUUCAAUGAAUGGGAAGUUCACACGCAAUUUGAUGGGUAUAUUGCAAGACUCUUGACGAAGGCUGUUCAAGAAGAGAUAGAUUGGAUCUUGCCUCGUCCCCUUCUAGGAUUUGAGUGA